Elaeis guineensis (African oil palm) is the source of this 1290-nucleotide messenger RNA. RefSeq lists its product as uncharacterized. The record is from RefSeq and is a predicted model, not a curated record. Lineage: Eukaryota; Viridiplantae; Streptophyta; Magnoliopsida; Arecales; Arecaceae.
AUGCUGAGGCCAACGCGGCCGCUUUCAUGCCUUGUUCUCCUUUUCCCAGCCUCCCUUGUCUCCCUCCCCAUCUUCAUCUACGUCCUCGGCUGCAACGGCCUCGGUCUCGGCCUCCUCUGCCGCGCCAUCGUCCCCACUCUCUUUCCUCUUCGCGACCCCGACCCAAAGAUCCCUUCUUUGUCCGUCCUGAUCGAAGAAUCCGCACCCCACACGCCCAUAUCCUCCCAAAGCUCUCUCCUUUCGCCGAGUUCCAGCGAUGGACAUCAUCCCCACAUCCAACCAAACUUCUCUCUGCCUUCCAGGAACCCCGAGUGGUCGAAAAGGAGCGAGCUUUUUCCCAGCUUCCUCCACCCCAGCGCUCGGUCGAGCCGGUUCUCCGCGAGAGUCGCCGAGUUCUUUUACGGGCAUCGCUCCAAUUCCCUAAAUUCUCCUUGCAAGCCUCGUUUCUUCAUGACGUGGAUCUCCUCCUCGGAAAUUUUUCGCUCCAGAGAGUUGUUUGCAGUCGAGAGCUUGUUCAAAUCCCAUCAAGAUGCCUGCUUGCUCAUUGUUUCCAACGCCAUGGACUCGGCGAGUGGCGAGAAAUUAUUAAGACCUUUCUCCGAGCGGGGCUUUCGAUUGGCGGCCAUGUCGCCGGACUUCCCCUACCUCUUCAAGAACACGCCUGCCGAGCCAUGGUUCGAUCGGCUCUUGCAAGGGAAAGUCGAUCCCGGAACAGUCCCACUCGGCCAGAAUCUAUCCAACUUGCUCCGGCUUGCAAUUUUGUACAAGUAUGGGGGAGUCUACAUUGACACUGACGUUAUAGUUCUGAGAAGCUUUGAUGGUCUAAAAAACGCCAUUGGAGCGCAGUCCGUCUACGCCAAGACCGGCAACUGGAGCCGGUUGAACAAUGCUGUAAUGGUAUUUGAUGAGAAGCAUCCACUUCUUUAUAAAUUCAUGGAGGAGUUUGCGAGGACCUUCAAUGGGAGCAGGUGGGGUCACAAUGGACCUUACCUCGUUUCAAGGGUGGUCUCAAGGGUCGCAGGGAGGCCUGGUUUUGAAUUCAGAGUAUUGCCGCCGGAGGCAUUCUAUCCGGUGGAUUGGCAAAGGAUAUGGGGGCUGUUUCAGGCUCCGAGGAAUGGGAGCCAUUGGAAGUGGAUUGUGGAAAGGCACGAUUUUAUUCGUAGACGGAGCUUUGCGCUGCAUCUUUGGAACCGGGAGAGCACGAGAAUUAAGGUUGAGGAAGGGAGCAUCAUUGGAAGGAUAAUGUCUGAAUAUUGUUUGUUCUGCAACUCUUCGGUUAAUGUAAUGUAA